Peniophora sp. CBMAI 1063 is the source of this 954-nucleotide messenger RNA. The record is from the annotation of a GenBank genome assembly. Lineage: Eukaryota; Fungi; Basidiomycota; Agaricomycetes; Russulales; Peniophoraceae.
AUGGGAGCCUUUGUCUCUCGGUAUUGGGCCGCCCUUUCACAGGCGUACCCACCGAAGGCCGUCUGGUCUGUCGACGAUAUUCCAGAUCUGACGGGAAAAGUUGCAAUUGUGACCGGUGGGAAUUCCGGCAUCGGCUAUGAGACAUGCAAGCAACUUCUCGCUCACAACGCCAAGGUCUACAUGGCAGCGCGGGAUGAAGGAAGGGCCCGUCAAGCCAUUGAAAAGCUUGCAAGCGAGACCGGCAAAGAGGCGUUCUUCCUGAAGCUGGACCUUGCGGACAUGAAAGCCAUCACAUCUGCCGCAGAAACCUUUCUCGCUAAAGAGGACGCACUGCAUAUCCUCAUCAACAACGCCGGGGUCAUGAGAUGUCCCAUCGACUGGCUAACCGUGGACGGAUACGACAUGCAAUUUGGCUGCAACGUUCUCGGCCACCACUUCUUCACGCAACUACUCCUUCCUGCCUUGAUAUCUGGCACCGAUCGCACUGGGGUGAAGUCACGCGUGGUGACUGUUUCAUCCGCGGCGAGCUACAUGGGCCCGGGUGUGGACUUUGAGACCUUUGUGGAUGGCAGGAGACGGAGACGCACACCGUCUGAGCUGCUGUACUGUCAGAGUAAACUGGGCAAUGCAAUCGUAUCUCGCGAGUUCGCAAGGCGGUAUGGCGAUAAGCUCGUGUCCAUCUGUGUCAAUCCAGGGAACCUCACCACGUCGUUGUACAAGCACUUCGGUCGUCUGCAGAUGCUCCUGACCAGGACCAUCUUCAACCUUCAACCCGAGCACAUGGGAUCCGUCACACAACUCUACGCGGCAACCGCGCCGGAGUGCUCAGAGAAGAAUGGCAAGUUCCUUGUACCAUGGGCGCGCGAGGCAUUCCCGAACCCGAAAGCACUGGAUCAAGGGCUCGGAGAAAGGCUGUGGGACUGGCUGGAAAGCGAGUGCAAAAAGUACCGCUAA